Paramecium pentaurelia is the source of this 4012-nucleotide messenger RNA. Lineage: Eukaryota; Ciliophora; Oligohymenophorea; Peniculida; Parameciidae. The record is from the annotation of a GenBank genome assembly.
AUGAUUAUUUUUCUACAUUUAAUAAUCAUAUAGGCUUGCUAAUAAUACCAUAAUGAUUAUUAUAUCUACCCAAUUCAAGGUGAAACUAUAGAAAUGCCUUUGGAUGUAUUUUUUAAUACACAAGAUUUAAAAUAUGAUUGCCCUAAUUGUCCUGAAAAUGUGACGGUGUCCAAUGUCUUAAGUUUAAUAGGAGAGAAUUCAAACAGUAGAUAUUAAUAGUAAAUUAGAUUAUACAUUUAUUUCUGUUUCAUUUUUGAAUGAUUAGUUUGCAGCUUUAACUUAAAAUCACACAUUAAAUAUUUAUACGAAAAAUAUAAAUAGAAUAGAAUUGCAGAGAAUAAUAAGUAUAAAUUAGAACUUAAAUUGCUUUAAUGUCAUUUACACAUUAGAAAAUAAGAUACUUUUAGAUUGUUAUUUAGGAUAAUAAUUGUAUCUUUAUUAUCUUGAAGCUAAUACUUUGAUUUAAGUAUACACAUCUCACAGUUUGAUACCUCAAAGAACAAAAAUAAGUUCAUUUGCAAAUUAGACAAAAGUAUACACUGUAUAUGGAUAAUUUAUUGAAGAUUAAGGAUUUUUAACUAUUUUUGCUGAAAGAAUAAAUAAUACAUUUUACAAUAUUAGUAAAAUAAAUGGUGAUAUUAAAGACUUUCUUAUUUCAUUUAGAGGAUUCACUAAUAAUUAAUUAUUUGUUUAAUUUGGCAAUAAAAUUUAAGUUUAUAUAUUGUCCUCUGAAGAGUAAUUAAAAAAAGUAUAUUUUGCACCCAUUUAGUAUUCUAUUUUAAGCAUGACUUACUUUUAUUCUAUUGAUACUUAUUAUUAAUUCGAUAGAUUUAUAAUGAUAACAAGAUAAGAUGAAGAAAUAAGUUUUUAAGAAAUAUUAUAUGGUAGUUUUUUUUCCUAAAAAUUUACUUCCGAAAAUAUUCCAAUCAAUAUUAGUUAAGGUAUUUAGCUAUUUGCAAAUAGCUAAUUUAUUAUUUUAUAUAAUAAUAAUGAACUAACUAUCUUUAAGAAUUUAAGAGAAAACAUUAAUAUCUUAGCUAAAAAUAGAAUAUUUUCAAACGAGUAAUAACCUAUUAUCUAUUUCAAUUCAAUUCAUUAGGAACUAUAUAUAUUUGGAAAAAGUAUUUAGAUAUAUUAAAUUUCAUUCCCAACAUUAAGCUUCUCAUCAAAUCUAACUUAAGGCAGUUUUAUAAUUAAAGCACAUAAAAUAAUCAAUUCUAUCGUCUUAUCUCAAUGUAUUAUUUCAAUCCAUUUUAAUUAAAUUAGCUAUUAAGAUAGAAAUAUUUAUCCAAUAUAUAAUAAUAAACAAUCAACUUAUUACAAUAUUUUAUAAUCUCAAUUUCAUUACCCAAUUUUAGAUGUUUCAGGACCUCUUAUAAGACCAAUAAGUCAUCUUAGUAAUUCAUCAUUAGGCAAUUUUUACGAUGAUACUUUAUAAUAAACAAGUUUAGAACUCUAGUAAAAUUAUCAAAUGAUCAAAAUCUUUGGUAUUGAACUUAUUUAGGGAUGUAAGUCAAAUCCAGUUGGCUGUUUUUUUAUAGUAGCAAUAUAAAAUUAAACUAUUGAUAUUUAUGAAUAAGAGAUAAAAUUGAUAUCUUUAUCUAUUAAUUUAGAUGGCUAUUCAUUUAAUAAUAGUUAAGUAGAGAUAAACUAUUUUACUAAUGAUGGAUUGUUUUUUUAUUAAAUUGGAUUAAGCAUAAAUUCAACAUGUAUUUAAAUUUAUAGUUUUUUGAAUAAAGUAAUAAAAAUGUUAAUAUCAUAAAAUAUUACCCUUCAGAUCGAGCCAUACAAAUAAUUUUUACUUCUUGAUAAUGCAGUUGUAUUAAUAUUAGAUUCAAAUUAAUUGACAAUUUGCACAUUCGACAACAAAUAAAUAAUUUUACUCAACUCAACCCUUUUAACUAAGUUAUUUGGAAGAAUAAUAUCGUUAAAUCCAAUUAACAUAUUUAUGAACCAAUAAUAUCAAUCCAAAAUAUUAUACAUCAACAAUAAUAAUAGCUUUUUAAUAGGAUCCAUAACAGAUGAAUAUACUUUUGUAUUAUUCUCUAUAAAAGAAGUAAAUGUGUAAAUUAUAAAUCUUUAAGUAAUCAAAAAUUUUUUAAUAUUAUCAUAUAAUUGUGAAGAUCAAUAUACUUUAUGCUUUUAAGUUUGGAAUGUAAAGGAUUAUUAUUAUCCAAAGUUUCUUAAAAAUUUAACAUCUAUAUAAAUUAGAAAUUAAUGUUAAUUUUAUUCAGAUAAUCUAUUUUUUUAUGUCUAAACUGAAAAUAUAAUCAAUGUCUAUAAUCCUGAAUAAUCUGAGCACUCUAGCUUAUAUAAAUAAAUUACUUUUAAUGGUUAAUAUUUUAGCAGUUUAGCUUAUGAAAAUAUUGCAUUUCUUAGUUUCAAUUAAUCUUUAUUUUCAUUAACAAAAAUACUGAUAUAAUCCUUUUUAGAUUAAAACAUUUAGAGUGAAUAUUUUUCUGAACUUAUCUUUAAUUUCGCAAUUUCUUCAGAACUUAAUCCCUCAUAUAAACUUAACUAAACUAAUAAUUCUUUAAUAAUUAUCAAUAAUUAUAUAGAUAUUAAUUUAGAAGAUAAAAGCUUAAGUGUUGAUCAUAAUUAAUCCUCUUUAUAAAUUUAUAGAGAUGAUAUUUCAACAUAAGGAUAAAUUGAAUAUUUCUAAGUUGAAAACAACAAUAAUAUAUUUGUAAAUAAUUUUAUUAAUAAUUGCAAUUUAACAGUAUAUUUAGAACAAUAUAAUUUAAGUACUACAUUAAAAAAUCAAUUUGUACUUUUGAAUAAUUAGAUAUUAUUCAUUUAUAAUUCAAAUCUAUCUUACACUUUUGGUCCAUAUAAUAUUUGUAUAGCUACUACUACAUAUUUAGAUAUCAUUUAUGUUUUAUGUCAAAAGGAAGACUUCUAUUAAGUAAUAAGUCUAAAUAUUUUAAAUGAUACUAAUUUAGUAUAGACUUAAGUAAUAAAUUCUAUCAAACUUAAUUAUUCAAAUAAUAUUUGGAUGAAAAUUUAAGAUGACUUGCUUCAUAUUUGGAAUAGAAAUAAAACUAAAAUGUAUCAUCUUAAUUAAAAUUAUUAUUAGAAUGAAACCGAAAUUUGUGAAUGUACUUAAAAUAGUUUCUAAGCAAUUACAUUAUUAAAAUAGAAAGAUUAACAAGUAAUUGUCUAUUUUUAUUUCAAAGUGUAUACUCAAUAUUAAUUGUCUUACAAAAUAAUAAAAAUAAUUAAAAAUUAGAAAAUUCUUUUAGGGGAAGAAAAUAACAUUAAUUUAAAUUUAUAGCCUUUUUAAAUAGUUGAAUUUGAUACAAUAAUUGUAUUAGAUUUAAAAUAAAAAGAAAUAUUUCUUAUGAUUUCUAAUUAAGGCUUUAAUUGUAUCAUCUCAAUUUUGUGGAUACUUGAUGGUCUCGACAUUCUCUAAAGCAAUAUGGUAUUUUAAGAUAUUAUCUAAACUUCCCCUCCUUAACCUACAAAAUAGUUUAAUUUAACUACACAACCUUAAAACAGCUCAGGUUUAUUGCUUUUCUUAUAUUCAAACACUAUUAAUUCAACAAACCAAAGCUAUUUGAUAACUUUGUACAAUAUGUCUGUGCUAGAAAAUGAUAAAAAGUAUACUCCUCUUCUUUAUGAAGGUGGGUAUAAUUUUACUUUAAAUUCUGUUAAUAUCUCAUCAAUUUCCUUCUAUGCUUAUAAUAAAUAUUAAGGAGAAAUUUUAAUUCUAUUUGAUAAUUACACUGCGAUGCAUUUGGAUGUUAAUAUAUUUUCUAUACAAGUUAAUUUACCUCAAGAUUUAAAAAAAUAGAAUCUGACUUUUUUAUUAAAGGCUUUUAAUUAUUAUAAUCAAUCAGCAGAGGCUACCAUUAUAAUUUACUAAAAAUAAGAAAAUAUUUCGAAAGGAUCCUUUUAUACUUUAGCUUCUUUAAUACUGAUAGUCAUUCUUACUGCAAUUCUGGUAUAUUAUGAUAAGACUAGAAACUAUAAAGAGGAUUAGGAUCUUGAUUAUUUAGAGUUGGAACUUUGA